This is a messenger RNA of Trematosphaeria pertusa, 5144 nucleotides long. Its product is annotated as ATP-binding cassette transporter ABC1. The record is from RefSeq and is a predicted model, not a curated record. Gene Ontology annotation, biological process: transmembrane transport. NCBI's taxonomy places the organism in Eukaryota, Fungi, Ascomycota, Dothideomycetes, Pleosporales, Trematosphaeriaceae. The coding region runs from base 463 to 5076 and encodes 1537 amino acids. The transcript has 7 exons. Gene Ontology annotation, cellular component: membrane. Gene Ontology annotation, molecular function: ABC-type transporter activity; ATP hydrolysis activity; ATP binding.
CAUCAACUCCGCUCCGCGCCCAUGGCUACCGCGGAUCAGAUCCAUGCCCAUUUUCCUUUCUGACUGGUUGAGAAAAGCCUUCAAGCCGCAUGACGUAAGCCUGUAGCCGUGCGCCCGGGUACUCGCUCUCUCGCACCGUCCGAUUCCUCCGCUGCGGGCGUACAGAAGCGUAAGCGGGAAGUGUCGCGGAAGGACGAAUGAUGGGUACAGACAGCCUCGGCCGCCACUGGAAUCGGGCCCAAUCGAGAUCCGGUUGCAAACAAAGGAGCGCCGACUGCUCGUCCGCUCCUUGGCCGAAUGGACUAACGUGGUUACCGCAUCUAAGAUCGAUCUGUGAUUGUACGUCCCGACUGGCUAGCUCCUAUGACCGCAUCGGGCCACUGCUAGAUAGAAUAAAUCCAGCCGCAUCCUGUCGCCCUCAGUCAUCAACACAGCACUGCAAUCGUCGGUUUUCUGCACGCUAUGUCGGACCCAAACCGAAUUGGAGAGGGAGUUAUUCGGACGGCUUCAGGCCGCGAGACUUACGCGCCCGAUGGCCAUGUACCCAGCUACGACGAGAGAUCUGAACCAGUCGAAAAGGAGGAAACGCCGCGAACGUCAAGCGAUUCUUCGAUUGCCAGAUUUGAGCCAUUGAGGACGCGAACUGGACAUGAUGCAGUGGGAUCCUCAAGCUCGUCAGACUUCGCCGGCCUUACCCCGUCGUUGUCGCGAAGGAAAACAAACGCGACGAUCGAUGAUGCUGAUAGAAGGGAGCUCCAGCAGCUCUACUCGACACUUUCUCGGCGACAAUCCAGUAUCGCCGCCCCAGACGACCCGGCCGUGGACCCUCAAAGCGAUUCAUUCGACCUGCAGAAAUUUCUGCGCAUGUUCAGGCAUCAAUUGGAAGCUGAGGGCCAUCAAAUGAGGGAGGUUGGCGUCGUAUACAAGAAUCUGAACGUUUACGGCUCAGGCGCGGCACUGCAGCUUCAGCAAACGGUAGCCGACUUCGUUAAGGCGCCCUUUCGCUUCGGCGAGUUCUUCAGCUUCGGGAAGAGAGAGCACAAGCACAUUCUACGCAAUUUCGACGGCGUGGUCAAAAGCGGCGAGUUACUCAUCGUUCUUGGGCGGCCUGGAUCAGGUUGUAGCACCCUUCUUAAGACUAUGUGCGGUGAGCUCCACGGCCUGGAGACGGACGAGAAUUCUACCAUCCACUACAAUGGCAUACCUCAAGAACAGAUGAUGAAGGAGUUCAGGGGCGAGGCUAUCUACAAUCAAGAAGUUGACAAGCAUUUUCCUCAUCUUACCGUCGGCCAGACCCUCGAGUUCGCAGCGGCUACUCGCACGCCAUCGCAUCGAAUACAGGACAUGUCUCGGGCGGAAUUCUGCCAGUUCGUCGCUCGAGUAGUGAUGGCAGUCGUCGGACUCAGCCACACGUUCAACACCAAGGUCGGCAACGACUUCAUCCGAGGUGUUUCUGGAGGAGAGAGGAAGCGCGUUAGCAUUGCCGAGAUGAUGUUGGCAGGCUCUCCUUUUGCUGCGUGGGACAAUAGCACAAGAGGCCUCGAUUCCGCGACCGCAUACAAGUUCGUGCAGACACUGAGGGUCGCCUCCGACUUCGGUGGGAGCGCUGCGGCUGUCGCAAUCUACCAAGCCAGCCAGAGCAUCUACGACGAAUUCGACAAAGCAACCGUACUGUACGAAGGUCGGCAGAUCUACUUCGGACCGGCCGACACUGCGAAGUCUUUCUUCGAGCGACAGGGCUGGUACUGCCCUCCCAGGCAGACCACAGGCGACUUCUUGACCAGCGUCACCAAUCCGCAGGAGCGAAAAGCGAGAGAAGGUAUGGAAAACAAAGUGCCUCGUACUGCCGACGACUUCGAAUGGUAUUGGCGCGAGUCUCCAGAAUACAAGCUGCUCCAAACCGAGAUCGAACAGUACGAGCUUGAGUAUCCAGUCGACACACAAGGACAGAGCCUUGCCCAGCUCCGCCAGCAGAAGAACUACCUCCAGUCAAAGCAUGUCCGGCCUGAAUCUCCAUAUCUCAUCAGCGUUCCGAUGCAAGUACGACUAAACACGACCCGAGCCUACCAGCGCAUAUGGGGCGACAUCUCCGCAACCGCUACGCAGGCGGUGCUCAAUGUCAUCAUGGCUCUUCUCAUCGGAUCUAUCUUCUUCGGCACACCAAACGCUACAGUCGGAUUCUUCUCCAAGGGUUCAGUCCUCUUCCUUGCGGUUCUCUUCAACGCUCUCGCUGCAAUAUCCGAGAUCAACAGUCUGUAUGCGCAGCGUCCAAUCGUCGAGAAGCAUAAGUCGUACGCCUUCUAUCAUCCGUUUACUGAGGCCAUGGCUGGUAUAGUGGCGGACAUACCGGUCAAAUUCGUGCAGGCAGUGGCAUUCAACGUCAUACUGUACUUCAUGUCGGAGCUGCGACGCGAGCCAUCCCAAUUCUUCAUUUACUUCUUGGUCACUUACAUCACCACCUUUGUUAUGGCGGCCGUGUUUCGGACUAUGGCCGCCCUGACGAAGACGGUCUCGCAAGCCAUGGCCUUGUCGGGUGUAUUGGUCUUAGCUCUCGUGAUAUAUACCGGUUUCGUCGUCGCAGUGCCGAACAUGCAUCCCUGGUUCAGCUGGAUCCGGUGGAUCAACCCAGUCUUCUAUGCGUUUGAGAUCCUAGUCGCCAAUGAGUUCCACGGCCGCGAAUUUACGUGCUCCUCCAUUAUCCCAGCUUACACGCCUCUUCAAGGAGACUCAUGGAUCUGCAACAUCGUUGGAGCGGUUCCCGGACGGCGCACCGUCAGUGGAGACGCCUUCAUCGCCACCAACUACGAGUACUCGUAUUCUCACGUGUGGCGGAACUUCGGUAUCCUUCUCGGGUUCCUCUUCUUCUUCAUGUUCAUUUACUUCCUGGCCACGGAACUUAAUUCGUCCGCGACAAGCACCGCCGAAGUACUAGUGUUCCAGCGUGGACACGUGCCCGCUUAUCUACAGAAGAAUGGCAAGGACCGCCAGCCCGAUGAGGAGUCUGCUGCCGCUGUCGCUGUCAAUGAAAGCGCUGCGGACGCGGAUGUGCGAGCGGUGGAGCCCCAGAAGGAUAUUUUCACGUGGCGCGAAGUCACUUACGACAUCCAGAUUAAGGGCGAAACGCGUCGCUUGCUUGAUCAUGUCGCCGGAUAUGUGAAGCCAGGCACACUUACAGCGCUUAUGGGCGUCAGUGGCGCGGGUAAAACUACUCUGCUAGAUGUGCUCGCUCAAAGAACGUCGAUGGGAGUGGUCACGGGGGACAUGCUCGUCAACGGGAAGCCACUGGAUGCGAGCUUUCAGCGCUCGACGGGCUACGUGCAACAACAGGACUUGCAUUUGGAGACCGCUACCGUGCGUGAGAGUCUCCGCUUUAGCGCUAUGCUUCGGCAGCCGAAAUCUGUUAGCAAGAAAGAGAAGUACGAAUAUGUGGAAGAGGUGAUCAAGAUGCUGAACAUGAGCGAUUUCGCCAAUGCAGUCGUUGGUGUUCCUGGAGAAGGCCUCAAUGUGGAACAGCGCAAGUUACUGACCAUUGGCGUUGAGCUCGCUGCCAAGCCAAAGCUGCUCCUCUUCCUCGAUGAGCCUACUAGCGGGCUCGAUAGUCAGAGCUCCUGGGCCAUAUGCGCCUUUCUACGCAAACUCGCAGACGCUGGCCAAGCGGUUCUUUGCACCAUUCAUCAACCCUCCGCCAUCCUCUUUCAGGAAUUCGACCGACUGCUCUUCCUAGCCAAAGGCGGCAAAACAGUAUACUUCGGCGAGAUCGGACAGGAUUCCCAGAAGCUCCUUAAUUACUUCGAGGGCAACGGCGCUCGGAAAUGCGAUGACCAGGAGAAUCCGGCGGAAUACAUGCUUGAGAUCGUGAACAACGGAAGGAACAAUCAAGGCCAGGACUGGCACACUGUUUGGAAAGAAAGCGAGAUGCGGAAGGCUGUAGACCGGGAAAUCGACAACAUCCACCACGAGAAACAGCAUGAAGAGAUAGCCGGACAGGACGAGAUCGGCGCGCAUUCCGAAUUUGCCAUGCCUUUUUCCACGCAAGUUAUUGAAGUCACGUAUCGUGUCUUCCAGCAAUAUUGGCGCAUGCCGAGCUAUAUUUUCGCCAAGUUCGGUCUUGGUGUCGCUGCAGGCCUUUUCAUCGGAUUCACGUUCUACGGUGCCUCUACCUCGCAGUCGGGAAUGCAGAACGUCCUCUUCUCCGCUUUCAUGCUCACCACGAUCUUCACGACCAUCGUGCAACAGAUUCAACCGCUGUUCGUCACCCAACGGUCUCUAUACGAAGUCCGCGAGCGUCCAAGCAAAGCAUAUUCCUGGAAGGCGUUCGUGCUCGCCAACGUAGUCGUCGAGAUUCCUUAUCAGAUUUUUACGGGUCUUCUUAUCUGGGCUUGUUUCUACUACCCCGUUGUCGGCGCGCAUCAGAGCUCAGUGCGCCAAGUCCUGGUCCUGCUCUUCUGCUGCCAGCUUUUCGUCUACGCGAGCGCUUUCGCGCAGAUGACUAUUGCAGCACUGCCUGAUGCGCAGACUGCUGGUGGUAUCGUUACUUUGUUCACUUUCAUGAGUCUGCUUUUUUGCGGUGUGCUGCAGUCUCCUGACGCGCUGCCUGGCUUCUGGAUUUUUAUGUAUCGCGUCUCUCCAUUCACUUAUUGGAUAGGCGGUAUGGCAUCCACCCUCCUCCACGACCGAGCCGUGACCUGCACAGCGACGGAAACGUCGCGCUUCAACCCGCCCGCCGGCCAAACCUGCGGCGAAUACCUCGGCCCCUACCUCCAACAGGCACCGGGCGUCCUACAAAACCCCGAUGCUACACAAAACUGCCAGUACUGCGGCCUGCGCAACUCCGACCAGUUCUUGGCUGGCUCGAACAUCUACUACAGCGAGCGGUGGAGGAACUUUGGCAUUAUGUGGGCGUUCGUUGGGUUUGAUAUCGCGGUCGCGGUGUUGACGUAUUAUUUGUUCCGCGUGGCGAAGUGGGGGAAGAAAGGGGAGAAGAGUAAAAAUGGGGGUAAAGCGAGGGAGGUGACGGAGAAGGGAGCGGAGAGGAUGGCGCAGGAAGGUGCGGUGCCGCCGAAUAGGGAGGGUUGAGCGCUGGAGUGGAUGAAUGUAGUAUUGGUGUGUACAUGCUCCUCGAUUUUGAACAGCGCUGCAUAUGG